This is a messenger RNA of Aspergillus novofumigatus IBT 16806, 504 nucleotides long. RefSeq lists its product as uncharacterized. The record is from RefSeq and is a predicted model, not a curated record. The coding region runs from base 1 to 504 and encodes 167 amino acids. The transcript has 2 exons. Lineage: Eukaryota; Fungi; Ascomycota; Eurotiomycetes; Eurotiales; Aspergillaceae.
AUGGCAGCACUAAUACGGAAGCGACAUGACCCAUCUCCACAUACUCCUCACCUCACGAGGCGUUCCAACUUCGCCGACUGCGUCGAACUGGAUCUGGAGGAAGACGGCCAUCGUACAUGGGGCUUCGUGAUGUACCGUUGCGAGUACAAAAGCGACUCGGACUGGGACAUGAUGGACCGUCUUACUCUUACCGUCUUCGAUGACCAAGCUACCUUUAACGGCGCAACCACAUCCUUUGUCCGUGAGCACUUCAAGAAAUGGGCUGCAACCGCCCCUCAGGAAGAGCAAGGUACCGGUCCAGCGAACGCUCAGCGCUACCGGUGCUGUAUCCAGGUCACCGACGAGUGUUUGGAUUCCGUUAUUCGAACAUCGCGGUCAACAAAGAGGGGUUUUGCCAACCUUAUCGAUGCGAGCUGGGAGCCUCAUUCGCCGUGGGAUGGCGACGAAAGAAUUGAAGACGACGAGGAGCCACUUGAAGGCUGUACGCUGCUGGAUGUGGGCUAG